Molecule: messenger RNA, 4058 nt
Organism: Gorilla gorilla gorilla (western lowland gorilla)
Lineage: Eukaryota; Metazoa; Chordata; Mammalia; Primates; Hominidae
Gene: COMTD1
Product: catechol-O-methyltransferase domain containing 1
Exons: 6
Coding region: 133-1275 (380 amino acids)
Molecular function (GO): O-methyltransferase activity; S-adenosylmethionine-dependent methyltransferase activity
Source: RefSeq, a predicted model, not a curated record
UGCCCGAGACCGCGACUCCGCGGGCAGUGCCCCGACAAGGUGGAGCCCGGCGGGCCCGUGAGUCCAAGACCUGUCCCAGGAGCUCCAGCGCACGUGACCUGCCACUGCCUCCCGCCGCCUCCUGCCCGCGCCAUGACCCAGCUGGUGCCCCGGCUCUCCGUGCCCGCCGCGCUGGCCCUGGGCUCAGCCGCGCUGGGCGCCGCCUUCGCCACUGGCCUCUUCCUGGGGAGGCGGUGCCCCCCAUGGCGAGGCCGGCGAGAGCAGUGCCUGCUUCCCCCCGAGGACAGCCCCCUGUGGCAGUAUCUUCUGAGCCGCUCCAUGCGGGAGCACCCGGCGCUGCGAAGCCUGAGGCUGGUCAGCAGGGCGCGGGACGGAAACGGGCGUCCCUCUCGACCCCUGCGGGUCCCACGUGGCUGUGUGACCUUGGGCUGGGCCGUGGCCCUCCCUGGGCUUCCGGCUUCCCUGGGCAGGGUGCGGUGGGCGUUCCCGAAGGGCCAGUCCCCCAGGCCACGCCCAGAACCGCGCCCCUGGGGCUUGGGACCCCCAGGGCGAAGGUGGGUGACCUGCAUGGCUGGUGCCACCCUCUCCUUUCACGCAGCUGACCCUGGAGCAGCCGCAGGGGGAUUCUAUGAUGACCUGCGAGCAGGCCCAGCUCUUGGCCAACCUGGCGCGGCUCAUCCAGGCCAAGAAGGCGCUGGACCUGGGCACCUUCACGGGCUACUCCGCCCUGGCCCUGGCCCUGGCGCUGCCCGCGGAUGGGCGCGUGGUGACCUGCGAGGUGGACGCGCAGCCCCCGGAGCUGGGACGGCCCCUGUGGAGGCAGGCCGAGGCGGAGCACAAGAUCGACCUCCGGCUGAAGCCCGCCUUGGAGACCCUGGACGAGCUGCUGGCGGCGGGCGAGGCCGGCACCUUCGACGUGGCCGUGGUGGAUGCGGACAAGGAGAACUGCUCCGCUUACUACGAGCGCUGCCUGCAGCUGCUGCGACCCGGAGGCAUCCUCGCCGUCCUCAGAGUCCUGUGGCUCGGGAAGGUGCUGCAACCUCCGAAAGGGGACGUGGCGGCCGAGUGUGUGCGAAACCUAAACGAACGCAUCCGGCGGGACGUCAGGGUCUACAUCAGCCUCCUGCCCCUGGGCGAUGGCCUCACCUUGGCCUUCAAGAUCUAGGGCUGGCCCCUAGUGAGUGGGCUCGAGGGAGGGUUGCCUGGGAACCCCAGGAAUUGACCCUGAGUUUUAAAUUCGAAAAUAAAGUGGGGCUGGGACACACGACCUCCUGAGCCUCCGUGUGUGGCGCUGGAUGGGGAAGGGAGGGAAGGCCCAGCACAGACAGCUCCUGCCUUCAGUGAAAGGGGCCUUGAGAUUCGUCCCCUCCCUGGCGCCAGGUCUGUGGCCCAACUGCAGGAACCUCCAGCUGGCAGGAGGCAGGUUAUAAAGUUUUAACUGGCCUGGCCACGUGUAAUGGCCAGAGACCCCAGCACCUCGGGCUUGUCUGCCUCCUACAUCUCUCCCUCAGGGCAGGCGAAGCUCUGGCUCCGAGCAGCUGGGACUGGUGGAGAGCCACGUCUGGUGUCUGCCGACAGGAAAGAGGAUUGCAGGGGACCACGGGUGUCACUUGUGUGCUUUUGUAGGUGAUGCCAGUUCUGCUGGCGCUUGCUCAUGUCUUCACAGCCCAGUCAGCUCCCCAGCCUCACUUCUCCAGUGGAGGCCCUGGUGGGGGAACAUCACCUCUAAGAGCCAGGCCAGUUGGCCUGGACCUGAGGACCUCGGGGUUGACGAGUAUCCUGCCGUCUCCUUGAAAUUCUUAAGUGAGGGGGAUCACUGGCCAGGCAGGCGUGAAGCAGACAAGCCUAUAGGUACAGCAGUUGUUACUACACUCCCUAGAGGAUGAAGAGAACUUCAGGCUUUCCUGAACCAUCUGCCUAUGAGGGGAGGUGGAGAAGGAACCAGGCCUCAUGGAGCACCUUCGACCCAGGUGCUCUGCUUCUUAUUUAAAUCUCCCCAACCUCACAGAUCUUAUCUCCACUGACAGAUAGUCAAAUUCUUUCCACUGACACUGCCUCAGGCAUAAGUGGCAUUAGCCUGGAAUUCAAGCAGCUUUUGCCACUACCUGGUAAGCCUCGGUGGUGGGAAGUGUCCCUGGAGACUGCUGGAAGCAGGGCUAAAAGAGCCACGAGGCUGGGCGCAGUGGCUCACACCUGUGAUCCCAGCACUUUGGCAGGCUGAGGCAGGUGGAUCAUUUGAGGUCAGGAGUUCGAGACCAGCCUGGUCAACAUGGUGAAACCCGGUCGCUACUAAAAAUACAGAAAUUAGACAGGCGUGGUGGUACACGCCUGUAAUCCCAGCUGCUCGGGAGGCUGAGGCAGAAUUGCUUGAAGCCGGGAGCCGGAGGUUGCAGUGAGCCGAGACCACACCACUGCACUCCAGCCUGAGCAACGAAGUGAGACUCCGUCUCAAAAAAAAAAAAAAAAAAAAAAAAAGCCACAUGAGCUCACAGCUCCUGGGACAAACUUUGCAUUUUGGACACUACGCAAGACCAUGGCUGGAAACCUACCCUUUUCUAACUCAUAAAAGCAUAUUAGGAUGCACGUGGGUGAAUAGGUUCAAUUUACUCUAAGGAAAUCCUUGACAAAACAGUUAACUCACUUGUGCCACACCUCAGUCCAAAUUACUGUAGCCACUGCCCAAUAAAGGGCCACCCAUUAGCUAAGGGGCAGCAGUCCCCAUGACUAGGGUUUUUCUCUUUAAAGGACCACCAGCAGUGGUUAGUUGCCUGCAGGUCUACCUCACACUGCUGGAGUUGCUUUCAGGCCUAGCCUGCAUGGACAUCUUUUCAUCUGUUUCUCCUCUUACCUGACUCAAGCUGGCUCAAAUUCUAACCCUCUGUCACUUAAGUCAUGUCUCCAUGUCUGGAGAGGGCCUUUCAGAGAACCAUGAUUCACACGGGCCAUUCAAGCCAGUCCCCUAGGAAUAGUGGGACCAGAAGGGUCUUCAUGGCCCCAACCCUCCUGUGUGGAGAGCUUGCUUGAGCUCUGGUCUCUCACCAGCUUCUUCUCAACCUGGAAGUUUGUAGCAUGUAUCAUUUCUUGGGUGAUAAGUCCUUCCAUUUUCUUACCCGUUUCUUAUCACUCAGGUUCUACCAUUCUUCAGGUCUAUUACAGAUUUGUUGAACAAAUCUUCUCCAACCUUUAAUCAUAUCCAAUUAUCUUCUCCCAUCAGAAAACGUGCUCUUUCCUACUUUUCCAGCCAGAACCACCUAUUAAUGUCUCAUUCAUGCCCAGAUGAAGGCCAAUGCCAUGCAGCCUAAAGGGGUUGUCUCUGGUCUCCUACCUAUACCCACCUUUCAGUGUGUCUGCCUAGAAGGAAAUGAGUAAUGACCUCUCACAGUCCCUCAGGUUACCCUCACUGUCUACACCUUACUCCUCUUCUGUAUGCUUAACACCAUCUCACCAAACCAGGGCCUACUUUAUGUUCCUAGCAGUAGCUCACAGGGGUAUGGUGUGUUUGUGUAACUUUUCAGCACCUUCUCUUUUUCCUUUCAAUGAUGCAGAGCAAUUCUGCACAGACUUACAAACUGAAGUGUAAAAGCAUGUAUCCUCUUAUUGUAGUCUUAAAAAGCUCGUGGAAUCUAGGGACACAGAAGAUUCUGUGGCACAGAUUUAGGUACAGAGCAAAAUACUCACUGGAAAAAUCAAGUAUUGGCUAGCUACCACGGGGAUUUGAUCCUAGCUGGCAAACGUGGAACUCCGCAAAUACUUGGAGCCAUUAAUUAUGUAUACUUGUUUUAUUCAUAAUUUGUCAUGUUCUGGGAUACCAAAAGUAAUAAUGGCUGAACUUAACAAAAUUUGUAACCUCAUCUUAAUAUCCACUGAUCCAUCUCAUUCAAUGGUAAUAGUCAAUGUUUUCUAAAGGAACAUAAAAACAAACAUGCACACAAUUGCACAGUUUUCAUAAAGGUCUAUUUCAUUAUUGGUGGGUAGCGCAUUUAACAGUUAAAUACAUUUAAAUAAUGUAUAGGUGACUGCAGGACUGCAGCAUUGGUAACUAGAUAACCAACUAGAAA